CGUGGGAUACCGGUGCCUCCUCCAUGGUUGCUCGCAGCUUACCGGGCCUGGAGAUGCGCAGGCCGCAAUGAAUGGAGUUGCUCGGCUGCUGCUGAGGAAUUUGCUGAGGGCCUGUACUCAGGCCUCGGCUCUCCGGGCUGUGAGUAUGGAUCGGGCCGUGGUCCGUAGUGUGCCCACCGAGGCCAAGAUGAGCAUUUCAUUCGUCCUGGAUGGCAGCCACCGGCACAUGCAGCGGGAGCAGAGUGAGCCCCUGGGCAAGGCCCUGGCCAGAAUCGCCACUAAUGCAGCCAAAGGACAGAACAAGGCCAAGAAAAGCAAAAAGAACAAGACGGAGCAGGCCGCUGCCUCCGAGCCGCAGGUUGCACUGUAUUAUCUGGGGGAGGCCGUGUCUGAGGAGGCGCUGAACUCUCAGGCCUGGCAGGAUGGUUCGGUGCUUCAAGUAGGAGAGGUCCGGUACCGAGUGGAGAAGAACCCCCCGACCAUAAAGGAGCUGGAGCUGCCGCAGCACAUGAUGGCCGGGUUCCCCGUCUGUCCCAAACUACAGCUGGAGUUCUGCGAGCCCCACACCUCCUUGUUUGUGUGGUACAAAAGGGCCAAAGACGGAGGCUCGCGUGAAGAGCAGGCGGAGGAGGAGUGGGUAGAAGCCGGCCAUGACAGAGUCUAUACCCCGGACAUCCAUGACAUAGGCCUGCGGUUUAAACUGAAGUUCACCCCGGGCAACGGAGAGCGAUAUGGGGCCUCACUUGAGGUGGAAGUGAGUAGUCCCGUGGAGGCCGGGCCCGGGGCCUGCACGUUUGAUCACCGUCAUCUCUACACUAAGAAGAUCAGCGCUGACCCCAUCACCCGUACCGUGUCCUAUAACAUCCUAGCGGACGUUUACGCCCAGACCGAGCACUCCCGUACCGUGCUCUUCCCCUACUGCGCCCCGUACGCCUUAGACAUCGACUACCGCCAGAACCUGAUCAAGAAGGAGCUGUCCGGCUACAACGCGGACCUGGUGUGUCUGCAAGAGGUGGACAAGGCUGUGUUCUCAGACAGUCUGAGGCCGGCCCUGGAUGCUUUUGGACUGGACGGUGUGUUUAGGAUGAAAGACAAGCAGCAUGAAGGCCUGGCCACCUUUUACCGGAGGAGCCGAUACACCCUCCUGAGCCAGCACGAUAUUCUGUUUAAUGAAGCCUUGCUGGGGGACCCUCUGCAUGCCCAGCUGCGGGAGAAGCUCUCUGGAUACCCUGCUGUCAAGGACAAGGUGCUGCAGAGGUCCUCUGUACUACAGGUCUCUGUUCUGCAAUCAACAACUGAUCUUUCCCGAAAAGUGUGUGUUGCUAACACCCAUCUGUAUUUUCAUCCUAAAGGAGGCCACAUCCGGCUGAUACAAAUUGCUGUGGCACUUUCUCACAUUAGACACGUUGCACAUGAACUAUAUUCUGGCAUUCCGGUUAUAUUCUGUGGGGAUUUCAACAGUACACCCUCCACAGGCAUGUAUAGCUUUGUGAAUAAUGGAACUAUCUCUGAGGACCAUGAAGACUGGACCUCCAAUGGGGAGGAAGAACGAUGCAACAUGUCUUUAACCCACUCUAUGAAGCUUAGAAGUGCUUGCGGAGAACCUGCGUACACAAAUUAUGUAGGGGGAUUUCACGGGUGCCUAGAUUAUAUAUUUAUUGACUCGAAUAGUAUAGAUGUGGAACAAGUAAUCCCUUUGCCAAGUCAUGAAGAAGUGACCAGUUAUCAAGCUUUACCUAGUGUUUCACAUCCUUCUGACCACAUAGCACUUGUAUGUGACUUUAAGUGGAAGUAAAUAUUUAAUUUGACCUUCACUUCUUGAAGAACAGAAAAUAAAUGUAAUACUUCCAGCCAUUUACAUUUUCAAUUCUGGGUCCAGGAGCCUCAGGGGUGGGUCUCGGUGCUCAGGGUUUGUGUGUUCCUUUGCAAUGUAUUGGUCUGAGGUUUCUUUUAGGGAAACCAGGACAUAUGUUACAGAAUGAAAGACUAACAACUGUACGGAACUGCCAUUGUUGGGGUAAAUCUCACAAAUUGCAGGGUGAUUGGGAGUUCUGAUAAUUCCUGAAUAAAUUCAUGCAGAUGAGAACAUUUUACAUGAGCUACACCUUUUUUAAAACAAAAAAUCCCCCCCCCCCCCCCCAUGUGCUUGACUAAUUUGCAUGAUUUUGUUCAGAUUUUUAUCUGUACAUAAAAAUGAACUCUCGGUUGUGUUUUGUGAUUUUUAUUUUUUUUAUGCUAAAAUAUUAACUGCAACAGAGCAGUCCAUGACAUCAAAAUAGCUUAAAAAGUAAAUUCUAGAAGCUUUUCAAUGGAAAGCACAGGCAAUUUUAGUAAAAGUACUUUACAUAUUGUCCUGAUGAAUUUAAAGGGACAGGAAACCCACAUUUUUUUCUUUUAUUUAGAAAGAGUGCAAUUUUCCAAUUUACUUAAAUUUAUAUAAAUGGCUUCUUUCUCUUGAUAUAAUUUGUUGAAAAGCAUAUCAAGAUAGGCUCAGCAGCUGCCGAUUUGUGGGAGCAUAUAGGUGCCUUGUGUGAUUAGCUCACCAUGUGCAUUGCUAUUUUUCAACAAAGGACAUCUAAAGAAUAAAGCCAAUUAGAUAAUAGAAGUAAAUUGGAAUGUUGUUUAAAAUUAUAUUCUCUAUCUGAAUCGUAAAAGAAUAAUUUUGGGCUUCAUGUCCUUUUAAAUAGUACACUUACUGCGGCUGCUGAGACAAAACUCAUUCUUACCUACUGGUAGAAAUUAUAUAAUUAUUAUACCUGAAAUAAAUACUGAAGCCAGUUGUAAACUGUAUUUCACUUGUAAAUUAGAUUGCUGUGAUAAAACAAAAACUAUUUUUACUACUA
Molecule: messenger RNA, 2843 nt
Organism: Bombina bombina (fire-bellied toad)
Lineage: Eukaryota; Metazoa; Chordata; Amphibia; Anura; Bombinatoridae
Gene: PDE12
Product: phosphodiesterase 12
Exons: 3
Coding region: 68-1795 (575 amino acids)
Biological process (GO): nuclear-transcribed mRNA catabolic process, deadenylation-dependent decay
Cellular component (GO): mitochondrion
Molecular function (GO): 3'-5'-RNA exonuclease activity
Source: RefSeq, a predicted model, not a curated record